CUACAUCGCCGGGCGGCACAUGUAUCUUCAAUUAUUAAAGUCAGUACUGACGCUGGACGUCGGUAUUUUGUUAUACAAAGCCAUUCUACUUCAUCACGCGCUAAAGUAUCAUCGCCAUCUAAGAAUCGCUCGUCUACCCCUAUCAACAAUAGCCAAGCUCGCGAAUUCACCAUGGCUUCUAACUCCUCUCCAUCUCUCCAAGGCAAGGUUGCCAUCAUUACCGGUGGCUCCAAGGGUAUUGGCAAGUCCUCGGCUAUUGCUUUAGCGAAACUGGGCGCUACUGUGGUCAUCAACUAUUCCUCCGAUGAGCAAGCAGCACAGGAUACGCUCGCCGAGAUCAAGAAAUUGGGCGCGGGUGAAGCACGUCUCGUACGCGGAGAUGUUGGCACCGUAGCUGGUGUACAGGCACUCGUCAAGGAAACGGUUGACGCUUAUUCCAAAAUCGAUGUGCUCAUUCCUAAUGCUGCUGUUAUGCCAAUGAGGGACCUAGAGCAUACUACCGAGGAAGACUUUGAUCGCACAUUUUCUCUCAACGUCAAGGGCCCCUACUUUCUAGCUCAAGCUGCUGCCCCGCACAUGCCUCGCGGUUCGCACAUCAUCUUCAUGUCUACCACUCUAUGCACCGCUUCUACUGUUAUGCCCUCUUAUCUGUUGUAUAACAGUACGAAGGGUGCUAUUGAGCAGAUGACACGUGUGAUGAGCAAGGAUCUAGGUCGCAAGGGCAUUCUCGUUAACGCCGUCGCGCCCGGCCCCACGGGAACCGACCUCUUCUUCCGUGGUAAGAGUGAAGAGUUGCUGAAGACUAUCGCUGGGUUUAACCCUCAGGGACGUAUUGGUACGCCAGAUGAGGUCGCGGAGGCUGUAGUCUUCUUGUCCCAUUCGUCUUGGGUCUCGGGACAGGUGCUUCGCGCAAACGGUGGCAUGGCUUAGGUUGUCAUAUAGCAAACUAUUAAAUUGGAAAUAGAUAGUCUAACGAAAUUGAGGUUAUGGUGUUUUUUUGCGCCAAAAAAUUAAGAAACAUACCAUUGUUGCAUGAAAAGCAUUAACCAUUUGUUAGGAGCGCGCGUAGAGCAGGCUUCAAUCUUGUUGUGAGUCCUUAUUUCUCUGUAUGCCCCUUUUGGU
Messenger RNA from Hypoxylon trugodes, 1122 nucleotides. RefSeq names its product NAD(P)-binding protein. Lineage: Eukaryota; Fungi; Ascomycota; Sordariomycetes; Xylariales; Hypoxylaceae. The transcript has 3 exons. The record is from RefSeq and is a predicted model, not a curated record. Bases 172 to 930 code for a protein of 252 amino acids. Gene Ontology annotation, molecular function: oxidoreductase activity.